Prosopis cineraria is the source of this 1437-nucleotide messenger RNA. RefSeq names its product E3 ubiquitin-protein ligase CIP8. Gene Ontology annotation, biological process: protein ubiquitination. The coding region runs from base 122 to 1207 and encodes 361 amino acids. The record is from RefSeq and is a predicted model, not a curated record. Gene Ontology annotation, cellular component: cytoplasm. The transcript has a single exon. NCBI's taxonomy places the organism in Eukaryota, Viridiplantae, Streptophyta, Magnoliopsida, Fabales, Fabaceae. Gene Ontology annotation, molecular function: ubiquitin protein ligase activity.
ACCCAACAACCUCCCCCCUCCCCCCACCUCUCUCUACGCUUCUACUCAUUCUCUCGCUUCUCAGCGAAACUCGGGUGGGUCCCUUCCCGCCGUAUCUAAGUAUCUACUCGUCGGACAAAAAAUGGCCGAGUCGCCCUCUCCGACGCCUGAGCAGCCCUUGCCGGAAUCCGAUGAUUCGCAGUACUGGUGCUACCACUGCGACAAGCGUGUGUCAGUAGAAACGCAUCCUGAGGGCGCUGACAUUCUCUGCCGCGAGUGCAAGCGUGGUUUCGUCGAAUCGAUUCCUUCGCCGUCGUUGGCUACGCCCUCUGCGACUUCUGAUCUGAUCGACGAUCCUCAUUUUGAAUCGCAGUUUUUGCGAGUGCUUCGGCUACUUGCAGAGUCAGCGCGUGAUGAAGAUGGGCCUCCUCCUCCGUCUCGGAACCUCUCCUCAGGCGAUGAUUUUCUCAGGGUUGAGCUCGAGGAUUGGGAUGACGAUGAAGAAAGCAACAACAACAAUAACAACGACGAGGACGAAGAAGAUGAUGGGGUGGAGUUUCACGAUGAAGGAGAAGAGCACGAAGGUGCCGAAGAGCAUGAAGAUCGGCUGGGAGAAGAGGACCCAAGUGGAGACGAAGUCGAAGAAGAUCUGCGAAGGAGGAGCAUGCGUAACCGGAUCAGAGACUUGACCAGUCGGAUCAGAGAUUUGGCAACCGGCACAAGGAGCAGGAGGAACAGGAUCUUGGAUUGGGCUGAUAUACUGAUGGGUCUUGAAGACAAUUCCAUAGAACUGAGACUUCAAGUGCCUGAUUCGGAUCGAUUUUUUGGGAACCCGGGAGAUUAUGUUGAUGCUGCUGAUUAUGAAGCUCUGCUGCUGACCUUGGCAGAAAGCGAUGGAAGUGGGAGAAGAGGAGCCCCACCGGCAGCAAAAUCUGCGGUGGAGUCGCUGCCGACGGUGGAGAUUGUGUCAGAGGAUCAAGUUUUGGUGUGCGCGAUAUGUAAAGAUAUGGUGGGCGUGGGAAGCAUGGCAAAGCGAUUGCUCUGUGGACAUCAGUACCAUGGGGAUUGCAUAGUGCCUUGGCUGGGCUCCAGAAAUUCAUGCCCGGUAUGCAGAUUUGAGCUUCCAACGGAUGACCUGGAUUAUGAGGAGGAAAAGAAGAAGAAGGUGAUUGCCACUACCGUUAAUGGGGCAUCGGGUUCUGGUGGGACUGAUGCGGUAUCGGGUUGAUUCUAAAUGUAUGUUCUAUACUAUUUAUGUAAUAUAUUAUAUUUGGUGAUUUACAUCUUCUUUGCAAACUUUUUCACUUGCCUACUACGGGCUUCUUGUUCUUGUUUCUUUUUUCUCCUUCUUCUUUAUUUACUGGAAGUUUCAUGAAGCUAGCUCCUUAACUCUCUUUGUAUAUAGAAUUUGGAUCCAUGUGAUCAUACUGCUUCAAUGCAAUUUCAAGUUUCCUCCUA